Phodopus roborovskii (desert hamster) is the source of this 907-nucleotide messenger RNA. RefSeq names its product leucine rich repeat containing 18 (gene Lrrc18). The transcript has 2 exons. Gene Ontology annotation, molecular function: protein binding. The record is from RefSeq and is a predicted model, not a curated record. Lineage: Eukaryota; Metazoa; Chordata; Mammalia; Rodentia; Cricetidae. The coding region runs from base 114 to 881 and encodes 255 amino acids.
AGUCCAGCUUCCUAUCAAUGACUAUAUUAGCAGUUUUAUGUGACUUCUUCCUCCAACUCAUCACCAUCAACUCAGAAAAACAUCCUUCAAAUACACUCCCAUACUAAGAGACCAUGGCUAAGGGUGGGAAAGGCCCCAAGGGCAAAAAGAUCACCCUCAAUGUGGCCAAGAAUUGCAUCAAAAUCACCUUUGAUGGGAGAAAGCGCCUUGAUCUGAGCAAGAUGGGAAUCACCACCUUCCCCAAAUGUAUCCUGCGUCUCAAUGACGUGGAUGAGCUUGACCUUAGCAGGAACUUGAUCAGGAAGCUCCCAGACUCCAUUUCCAAGUUUCAGAACCUGCGAUGGCUCGACCUGCACAGCAACUACAUCGACAAGCUCCCUGAGUCCAUCGGGCAGAUGACCUCCCUGCUUUAUCUCAACGUCAGUAACAACAGGCUGACCACAAAUGGGCUGCCCGUGGAGCUGAACCAGCUCAAGAACAUCCGCACAGUGAAUCUGGGUCUCAACCACCUGGACAGCGUGCCCACCACAUUGGGGGCAUUGAAGGAGCUCCAUGAGGUCGGACUACAUGACAACCUGCUGAAUACCAUUCCUGCCAGCAUCUCUAAGCUCCCAAAGCUGAAGAAACUCAAUAUAAAGAGGAACCCCUUUCCAAAGGCAGAUGAAUCAGACAUGUUUGUAGACUCCAUCAAAAGGCUGGAAAACCUAUAUCUGGUAGAGGAGAAGGAUCUGUGUACAUCUUGUGUGCAAAAAUGCCAACAGGCCAGGGACAAAUUAAACAAAAUCAGAAGCAUGGCUCCUACAACACCAAGAAAAGCCAUCUUUUCCAACUUGGUUUCACCCAACUCAAUGGCAAAGGAUUCCCAGGAAGACUGGAGGUGACCUGGGACCCUGACCCUGAGGCGGGA